AUGAAUGCCAUCCCACUCGUCCUCGUGUAUGUGUUUAUUGUCAGCAGCAGUUUGCCCGCACCGUUUCUUCCCGGCAUUCGGACAUUAACUGGAGUUGACGCCGUACGUAGUGGUUCGGUAGGUGGGAAAUACUCUGCGAUGCGGCUAGAUAAAACCGUGUCAGUUAUAGAGCGCGCGCUGAUAGGGUUCCGAAAGGGACAUGACAUGUGCCCGUACGGGUUCGCAAUGGUGGAGCGUGUUGACACCGGUGCGUUGCUCUGUGUGAAUUGUUCGCAAACGCAAGCUGUUGUUGGACUUGUGCCGCACAGUAACCAGUCGCAACGGUGUGUACAAUGUGGCGGUGACAACCGUAUUGCUGGGUUGAGGGAUGCUACCUACGUGAAGGAUACCGGGACAUGCGCCUGCCCCCAAGGGUAUCAAGUGGUUGAGUUCAUUGGUACUGUGGUGCUUGUCGCGCAGAUGUGUGCACCUUGUGCAGAUGGAGAUUGUAACACAUGUACUUCCCCGUUAGUCAAAGAUAGGAAAGGUCGCUGUGUCUGUGCUGGCGUUUAUGUCCAACUCGAUGACGGUUCUUGUGUUCUGCCAUCGGUGCAGGUCGAGGCACGUAAGCCGGUGGAGGCUACCACGGCAACACUGUUGCCAGUGGAUACAGAGGGUGGAGGAAUAUGGGGGCCGCCUCUGACUUGUGAAAAUAUUGAAGAAUAUUCCGCUGAUGCGGCCGUGAGGUGUGAGGGUUUGGACAAAAGCGCAUGCAACAUGUUGGCUAACUUGUGUGUGUUUAUGAAUUUCGACGAGGCAUCAACACCGUGCCGUUUAUACGAUACUCUUUUUUCGCAAAGCCCCACUAAACCCUAUAUGCCACCGCUUUACUACGGUAGAGAUGACACUGUCGGGUCGGUCGUCUUGAACUCCUCUUCGCUUACCGGAGCACCGGCUACUCUGACAUUUGUGGUUGCACGUUACGAUUUGAAUGGUAUCUUGGUUGGAAAGAGCCUAUUGUCGCGUGAUUUUAAGUUAUGCAACACUCCAGGCUCGAUUUUCACGAACUUCUUUGUAGUUGCGUCCAACAGGGAACUUCGAUGCUCUGUUAAGUGGGAAGAAUUGGAAUCCGACUACUCGACUACACAGUUCUUUGAACUGUUUCUUGUUAAUCCGUUUAAUGUUUCUGAUGAUAUUCCCAUUCCCCUCGUUGUGGACGACACAGACGGCGGUAUAUCUCCCAGUAACGCUCGAGAAGUUCACGUCUUAAGCAUGAUCACAGGGGGUUACAAACGCCGGUUUUACAUGUAUGGCAGGGGUUGUACUCGAAAAGGCAAUUCGACCGAGCAGGUGCUAACCGAUUAUCACGUUACAACCGUGCGGCGGGUGGUUUUUGUAUUCAACGUGGAGGGCCCCUCGAUUCAGCGGCGGCUGAAGGCUCCUGCUGCCAUUUUGCAACUAGCUUCAACAAAGUUGUAUGAUGAUGCACCCUCCUUUUCGGCACCUUCAAAUGAUACCUACUUGACCAGGAGUGUUGCAGUGCUAUUCACAUUGGUAGACGAUCCCAUGGACGUAGUCGCUAUGAGAGCGAUGGUAACGGCUUGUGUCUUGUGUUUUUGCACAGCGUGGAUGAGAACAUUUGGCUGGAUGCGCAGAAGACAAAACAUGAUACUGAAUGGCGGUGCAGCCAUUCGCUUCUUGGUGUAUUUUUGUGACCACUCCGGGAACAUGUUUGCGCUCAUCACGUUGCUAGCAUCAUGGUACUUGUUUUUUGUGUAUAAGUUUCAGGACGUUUCCGCAGUUGUUGUGAUUAAGGAUAAGUAUGUGUGUUUUGAGGCUAUGAUGUACGUGUCCGCGGCGGCUAAGGGGAUUGCUGUUCUUUUUGCCGUUAUAGAACAAUGCAACGCCGAUUACUUCGUGAUAGACUGGGAAAGAAGCAAAGGCCAGCUACUGCGUGAGAACCGCGUGUUGCCCGUAAGCAUGUGGCGAUCUACCUUUGUCGCCAAUGAAUUGAAUGGCCUGCAGGUGCUGCGCCAGUGGCAUCCUCUUUUUACCAUGGUAAUGAUGCUGUUCUUCCUUUCAGGCUUGAACUAUGUAAGAUAUGCGGAAAGUGUGCCUAUCGACUCUGCACCCGGUGGUGUGGGUGUGUACCAAGUUACCACGCUGCGCUUCGCGCUUGUCACAUUAGUGUGUAUUAUCGUAUUUGUUGUGGUGCAUGUUCUUGAGUUUCAGUUCUAUUACCGCUUUGUUUGUGUUCACCCACUGCAGAGUUUUGUGGACCUUUGCUCUGUGUCCAAUAUUUCCGUAUUGAUAUUGCCUGAAGAACAGUGGGGUUACUAUAUCCACGGUGAGUCUAUCCACGCUCACUCGGAUGUGAGCAUGGAGGAAUUCCAGCAAAACUUGUGCUUGGAAGCUCAAGGUGAUUUGCCGGUGCGUGGUCUCGGAGGACAAAGCGAGUGCCAAACAUUUGAGGUAUUUAUGGGUGUGCACACGCGGCAAUACCUUUACGUUUGCUCGGCCAGUAUUGAGGAGGAGCAACAACGGGCACUCGGUAAACCACCGAGCCCGGUGUACACUGGUAAGAAGUGGCAUUUUUUGAAGUGCCUUUUCGGUGUGUCACGUAAGCCCCGCGCUUAUGAUUCAGGCACGCUUGCACUAAAGAAACUCAUCAAUGAUACGCUCCGGAAGAGCAUUAGACGUGCGGAGGGAACGCUGCUGUCGAAGUCUGUAAUGCAUGGUUCACUCGACAUAGCACCAAAUGUACUUUAUAUGAAUGGUCCACAGUCGGGAGAUAAGGCAGGCAAGGAUGUGUUUUUUGUGGAUGAUGUAACGGCAUACGGCAAAGCGUUUCUUUACGGUAUGGACAUUGAUUUGUUCAUAUUUUACAUGAUGCUGUACGCAUCGGUAGAUGUGGCCACACACAACUUAUUUUAUGCAUUUGCCAUCACUUUUGCCGUCGAGUUUCUCCUUCGAUGGUACAGAAUGACUGAAGGCGUCGUAAAUAUUAGCUCUAAAACUCUUAUAGACGAUCGGUUCUUUAUUUAA
Trypanosoma brucei brucei TREU927 is the source of this 3024-nucleotide messenger RNA. RefSeq lists its product as hypothetical. The coding region runs from base 1 to 3024 and encodes 1007 amino acids. Gene Ontology annotation, biological process: cilium assembly. The transcript has a single exon. Gene Ontology annotation, cellular component: MKS complex; ciliary transition zone. NCBI's taxonomy places the organism in Eukaryota, Euglenozoa, Kinetoplastea, Trypanosomatida, Trypanosomatidae. The record is from RefSeq and is a predicted model, not a curated record.